AACAUAAAAAUUUUAUAAUUAUUCAACAAUAAUCAUCUUAAAAUACAUAAAACUUAUUGAUUUUAAUAAUUAUAUUAUCAAUUUCAUCAUUUUUAUACAUUUUAGAUAAAAAUUUCAAUUUCGAUCUCCUGCUCCACGAAUGCUUCGCCAAUUUUGUGGAGCAUUCGCAUCAUACAAUCCGCCAGGGAUGCAUCAGAAUUAACAUUUAUUUUUCCUGCCUUGUAUAACAUCUCAAAAUCGUAUUCUAUUUUAAAAUUUAAUGUAGUUUUUAAAUCCAUUAUAAUUUUUUGAUAAUUUUGAACAAUUUUUUUGUAAAAUGAUUCUGUGCAGCGAGGCAACACGGCACGUUGAACUCCGCGCUGGGGAGAGUUGUGCCGCUCAGAUUUUUUAGUUGUUUCAGUUGAAGCAAAUGAUUUUACGCGUAAGAAAUAAAAUAAUUAUUGCCAAUAUAUGAUUUACUAUUAUUUAUUAAUCAUUUGUUAUAAACUUUUAAAGUUUUUAGGAACAAUCUUAAGAUUUAUAGAUUUUAGUAAGUACAAAUAUACAUUUUCUGACUUAUAUUCUAUAAUUGCAUAGUUAGUCAGUCACUUAAAAUAUAGUUUCCGUAAUAGGUAUUUUUAUUAUAAACAUUCAAAAUUUUUUUCCAACAAUCAUAACAUUUAUAGAUUUUUGUAAAUAAAUAAACAUUUCUGACUUAAAUUUUACAAUUGCAUAAUUAGUCAGUCUUUUAAAAUAUUUUUUGAAAUAAUUGUUUUUAUCGUUAAUUAAUUGUAAAAACUCUACUUUCUGAUUAAUAAAUAAUUUUUAAGACAUGAAUACUUAUUCCGAAUGCGAUUUAUUGAAAUUACAAUUGACACACAUAUAACUGACCCUUUUUUUACCCUUCACACAUUUUAAAUGUGCCCAGUUUUUGCAAACUAUGCAUUGAAUUAACUUUCCUCUUGAUUUCGGGUUGGAAUAACUAUUCGAACAAACGAGGCAAUAGUAGAUUAUCGUUAUGUAGCGAUUGACAGCGGCACAAACACCCCCAAGCGAAAGGCACAAUUAACGUCGUUGCGUCGACGUUCACUUUUUAUCAAAUAUUAAAAAACUAGAUAAAUUAAAUGUUAAGAUCAAUACACCAUUGAAUCCCUUGAUAAAUUUAGAUCAUUUUUACGUAUCAUCAAAAUACGUAUCAAUAUCUUUAAAAAUGUAAAAAAUAGACCAAAAAGUGUAAACAUGAAAACUUGCACGUAAGUGACGCCAAAGCACAAAAUUAUUAUCAGCUAAUUAUUCCGUGAAGCAAACAAAAUCAAAAUAGUUGCCAAAGAUGCGCAUAAGUAAAACAAUACUUCUCGCACUUUCACUUUUCAAAAAAAAAAUUUUUUUUUUGAGAUAAUCCUAUCGGCACAACUUACCCCCGGCCCUUUCAGCCCCGGUCUCCCCUACACAAUAUACAAUCGCGAGGGCCUCUUCAUUAGAAGUGUCAUAUUUUACUUAUCAAAAUCUGGUCUUUGUAAGAAUGAUUCCUCGCAAAGUUCAUUUUUUAAAAUUUCAAAAGCUACUUGUUGUUUUUCUGUCCAUUGAAAUGUUAUAUCCUUUUUUAAAAGUUGCGUUAAAGGUCCAGAUUUUUUAGAAAAAUUAUUAAUGAAUCUUCGAUAAUAAUCGGCAGGUCCUAAAUAUUGUUUUAUAUAUUUAAGGUUUUUUGGAACUGGAAAAUAUUUAACAGCAGUUAUCUGUUUUGGAUCAGGUCGGACACCAUUUUUAUCGAUUAUGUGUCCGAGAUAAACUAGUUCGGGUCUGAGAAAUUCGCAUUUAUCUGGUUGUAAUUUUAAAUUCGCGUUACACAGUCGCGACAUAAAAUUAUCAAAUUUUUGUUGUUGUUCUUUAAGAGAAUUUGCAAUAAUUACCAAAUCAUCAAGACAUACAAAUAAAUCUGUACCAAUAAGACCGGAUAGACAACAAUUCAUUAAUUCUUUAAACCGAAAGGCAUACGGUCAAAUUCAUAGAGACCAUAUGGCGUUGAAAAGGCUGUUUUAUGAGAAUCUUUUGAGCUCAUUUUGAUUUGAUGGAAACCGGAAGCUAAGUCAAACACAGAGAAAUAUUGCGCAUUCCCAAGCGUCUCUAACACUUCAUUGAUAUUAGGCAACCGAAAAAAGUCGGUAAUAGUUUUUUCAUUAAGUUUACGAAAGUCGAGUACCAUUAUCCAUUUUUUAUUUCCGUGACUGUCAUUCUUUUACGGCACAAUCCAUACUGGUGUAUUAUAUACGGAUUGAGAAGGUUUGAUUAUUUUAUUUUUUAAAAGUUCACUUGUUUGUCUUAAUAGUUCUUCUUUAUGUACUGGUGGAAAUCUAUAUUGUCGCGUGAAUCGUUCGUCGUCUUUAGUAGGGAUGUUAUGUUGGAUAACAUUUGUAGCUGUUAAAUAUUCACCUGGUAAAUAAAAUCUUUCAGAAUAUUACGCGAUUAACGCUUCUACAUGUUUUAAUUCAUCUGAUUUUAAGGGGCUAGUACCACAUCUUCAUUAUUUUUUAGAUAGAUUUUUAAUUAGACAAUUUAUUUUAUUUACUUCAAACUUGUUAUACAUAAAAGAAGGAGUUAUAAACUAUUAAAUAAAAAAUUUUAUUCCUUAUAUAUUAUUAAUUAUCUUGCUGUCAUGGCUGACACGAUAUAUCAAAUUCAGGGCAUCGAAAAAAUAAAACACGACCAGAUUGUUGAAAAGUAAGCUUGUCGCUAUUGUCCGAAAUACGAUAAAAUAUUUUCGUUAAUAAAAACAAAAUGGAGGAUCUUGUUUUUUAAUUUACAUUGUUUAAAAAUUAAUUAAAUAAUAUUAAAAAAUCAUUAUCUUAAUUCGGACAAUAGCGGUAUAUAUGUAUAAUGAGAUAUAAAAAUUUCAGUUCGAUCGGUGCAAUAGAUAAUUGUUUUAAGAUGUUAUCCAAGUCAAAAGAACUAAUGAACAAAUACUACAUACAAAAAUAAUGUGCUCCCAAUCUGAAAGUAUUUAUUAGUAAAACGACUAAAACCGAAGUCAAUUUAAAGAUGCCCAAGUAGCACGUAAUAUUACUGUAAUAUUACAGUAAAAAUAUCAAAAUUUUAAAAAACACUAAAAAAAUAUUUGAGUGAUUAAUUUUUAUUAUUUUGUGUUUUAUCUUAAAAAACUUUAAAAUUUUUAUGUAUUUCAAAUAAACGUGUAAUAUAUCAGUAAUAUGGCUGUAAGUUUAAAGUAAUAUUACUGUAAUGUUACUGGAAUAUUACAUGCUACUUGGGUGGAAAUUUUUGUGUAUAAUUCAGGGAAACUUUGAAUUACUCAUAAAGGUUUCUUAAGAGUGUCGAACGGUCUCUGAAAUUCUUUGGCAUUUAAUAAUCGCUCCAAAAAACGGCACUGAACGUGAAAAAGAUAAACAUUGAUUUUAAAAUACUUUUUUCUUAAAACGUAGACACUUUUUUCAAAAUCGGAAAAAAUACCAAGGAUCCUUAUCUUAUAAAUUUCUUAAAUCCGAAAGAUUAAGAUUAUGCAAAUCUAUACAAAAAUGCGAUCGUAAAAUAAAAAGUACAAAAGUAAUAUAAUUUUAGGUUUAUUACGUCCUGCAGCCGUUAAAGAAGGUCCACAAUAGCCAUGGAGCGUGCUGUUAGCGCGCAACAUGCGUGCAAAUGUCGACGCGUAAAUAUGACGUCACAACGUUGUUGCCAACUGUCUAAAAUUUUUAUCUCAUCCCAUGUUCUGCGGUUCCGCUGUUUCGGUAAACUAAGUGUUGUGUCGAACUAAAUGUUGAUCAGAUCACAUGUUCUCCAUGCGGCGAGAAUAAUAUUAAUUUUGUGAAUUUUAUUCGGAAAUAAGUGCUGCUAAUUGAAAGAGUCACAAUAUGGAAUUGCUUCUCACCCUGACACUGUUAUGCCUUCAAUUUUUUAAUAUUGUUCAACAGUAUCAACGUUUAUUAUUAUUAAUAACGUUUAUAAAAAUAACGUUUAUUAUUCAAUUUCCUGUUCGGCGAUGGUGGGUUAAACCCCAUAUAAGGGAAGCUAUGCGUGACAUUUUCGGUGCAUAUCAAGCACUUUUUCGCUAUUAUGCAGAAUAUGAUCAUGAAGAGUUUUAUAGGAUGACAAGGAUGUUACCAUAUGAUUUUGAGGGUCUGCAUAAUCUUAUUGGACCUCACCUUCAAAAGUUUAGUUUAAGAAGGCCACUGCCAUCCAAACUACGUUUAGCAUUGUGCUAUGUUAAGAUUUUGUGAAAAAAAUUGAAUUUGGUUGCCAUUUUUGAGCCGCUAUCUCGAAUUUUUUGAAAAUACGUUUUACCAUUUUAUAACUUGAAAAUUUUUACAUUAUCUUUGGAGGUUUUUCACAUACCUUUGAAUACUGAAUAACAUAAAAUUUUUGUAGAUAAUUCUUUUAAUUUUCUUUCCCAAGUGUUAUACAGAAUCAUUUCUGAAAGCAUCAAUUUUUUAAAAUUAAUGAGCAACGACUUUCGUCGAAAUUUAAUGAAAUUACUCUAUAACUUUUUUCUGUCAAUAUACAAGUAAAUAAAUAUCUAAGAACAGAGAAAAAAUAAUUUGUAGAUGCGUAAAACUUAUUUUUAUGAACAAGAGAAAUAACUCCUGUAAUCGUACGACAAAAAAACACUUUUAGCUUAAUAAAAACAAAAUUAUAAAAUUUUUUUGGUUCGAAUCAUAUUGUAUAGGAAUUUACGGUGUAGUAUUUACAGGCUAGCUGCUGAAAAGUUAAAUAGAAGAAAAUUCUUGGCAUCUUUCUUCCAAUAUAUUCUCUUCGUUGCUCAACUGCGUGUUAAUUCUUGAAACGAAAUAUAAUGGCGCAUUGUUUAAGCAAACUAUGUUUGUAAUAUUUUUUUAGACGUUUCUAGAUAUCAAUUUAACUAUUUCUAGAGUAUUCAUUGUGAACUCAAUAAACUAUAAUUUGUUCAAAUCUAUAAUUUUUUUUAAAUAUUAUCUAAUUUAUAUCGUAUAUUCUAAACAGGGUGGAAACAGCAUAAAUCGAUGAACUUUUUGUAAUGCAUUAAAUUUUUGAAUUAAGUUUUGCAAACUUUUUUUUGUCAUUGAGAAUUAAUUUACGAUAUUAUGACAGUUUACUUAUUAUUGUUCAUUGCUACUUUAUUAUAUAGUUUCCUCGCUCAUGGUGACAGCGUAUCAACAACAAAACAAUUCUUUCGAAUUGGGAGAUCGACGACAUACGCAAUAAUUGCGGAGGUAUGUCCCCUUAUUUGGACGGUACUACAACCUCUUGUGUUAAAGAGAAAAACACAACGGGAAUUGAGAGUCAUCGCUGGUGGUUUUAGGGCCAAAUGGGACUUUCCGAACUGCGUUGGAGUAGUGGAUGGAAAAGAAAUAAACAUUAAAGCACCACCGCACUCAGGCAGUUACUAUUUUAAUUAUAAAAAAUUUUUUAGCAUCAAACUGCUUGCUGCAUGUGACGCCUAUUAUAGAUUCAUAUGGGUCGACAUUGGAAAUUAUGGUUCUGUCAGUGAUGCAGCAGCAUUUAAGAGAACACGUCUUUACGAAGCUCUAGAACGAGAUGAGGCAGAUUUUCCAGCAAGAGGUCGUCUCCCUCGUUCAAAUUUCGUAUUACCCCAUUAUUUAAUCGAGGAUGAGAUAUUCUCUCAACAGACUUAUAUGAUGGUUCCGUUUGCGAGACGUCGAGGUCUUACCGAAAGACAAACUCAUUUCAAUUACAAUUGUCAAGGGCCCGCAAGUUAGCGUUCAAAUUGGAAACGUCAAUCGCAGUCGUUCAAGCCAUCGUAUGUCUACACAAUUUCGUCA
Messenger RNA from Leptopilina boulardi, 5744 nucleotides. Its product is annotated as putative nuclease HARBI1. The record is from RefSeq and is a predicted model, not a curated record. Bases 5046 to 5681 code for a protein of 211 amino acids. The transcript has 5 exons. NCBI's taxonomy places the organism in Eukaryota, Metazoa, Arthropoda, Insecta, Hymenoptera, Figitidae.